CCCCGGGGGGCGCGACAUGGAGGCGGGCACGGGAGACUCGGGCGCGGGGGGCUCGGGCGCCCACCUGGCCGCGCUGGUGCUGGCCCGCGGCGGCAGCAAGGGGAUCCCGCUGAAGAACAUCAAGCUGCUGGCCGGGGUGCCGCUGAUCGGCUGGGUCCUGCGCGCCGCCAGCGACGCCGGCGUCUUCCACAGUAUAUGGGUUUCUACAGACCAUGAUGAAAUUGAGAAGGUUGCAAAGCAAUUUGGCGCUCAAGUUCAUCGCAGAAGCCCUGAAGUAUCUCAAGACUCCUCAACUUCUCUAGAAGCUAUCAGAGAGUUUCUUAAUCAUCAUCAUGAGGUUGAUAUUGUAGGAAAUAUUCAAGCAACAUCUCCCUGUUUACAUCCCAGUGAUCUUAUAAAAGUGGCAGAUCUGAUCCAGAAGGAGGGGUUUGAUUCUGUCUUCUCUGUUGUGAGACGGCAUCAAUUUAGAUGGAGCGAGGUAAAAAAAGGAGAAAACAAAAUGACAGAGCCACAAAACCUGAAUCCAGCAAAACGAUACCGGAGACAAGAUUGGCCUGGGGAGCUAUAUGAAAAUGGCUCAUUUUAUUUUGCCAAGAGACAUUUGAUUGAGAAAGGCUACUUGCAGGGUGGUAAAAUGGCCUACUAUGAAAUGCGAGCAGAGCACAGUGUGGAUAUUGAUAUAGACAUUGACUGGCCUAUUGCAGAGCAGAGAGUAUUGAGCUUUGGAUACUUUGGCAAAGAGCCAUUAAAAGAAGUGAAGCUGUUGGUUUGCAGUGUUGAUGGAUGCCUGACAAAUGGUCGCAUCUAUGUGACAGAAGAUCAGAAGGAAAUGGUAUCCUAUGAUUAUAGAGAUAUUGUUGGUAUUGAUCUACUAAAGAAAAGAGGAAUCCAGGUUCGGCUCAUCUCUGAAAGAGAUUGUUCAAAAACACUGUCAGCCAUGAAGCUUGGAUGUAUAGCAAAAGUUAGUGCAACAAAUAAGUUACAAGUCUUGGAGGACUGGCAAAAAGACAUGGGUUUGAGCUGGAAAGAAGUUGCCUACUUAGGAAAUGAAGAGUCUGAUGUGGAAUGCCUGAAGAAAGCUGGCAUGAGUGGUGUGCCUGCUGAUGCUUGUGCUGUUGCUCAGAAGGCUGCUGGCUACAUCUGUAAAAGCAGUGGUGGCUGUGGAGCUGUCCGGGAGUUUGCAGAACACAUAUUCCUGUUGUUAGAAAAAGUGAACUCUGCAAGAAAGCAAAUGCAAGAAGUGAAUGCAGCAGGAAAGGAAGUGCGAGGGAAAUGAGAACAGCAGGAGACGAGAUUAACUAGUGAAAGAAGAGUGACAGUUGGUCAAUUCUACUUUUUUCUUUACCUCUUCCUCUCUCAGUAAGUCUGCAACCGAAAAGAUGGCUAAUCUUUCAAGUUUUACAUUGCAGUAGAGUUUAAGGUCCCACUUUGAUUUAGUGCUGGUAUUCACGGUUGUAUGCUGAUAAUCCUGAUCAGGAUUAUUUUAAAAGCCAUUCAAGUGGAAUGGAAGGAAUACUACAAAAGGUAGUGUCUUGUAAAUCUACUCUUAAUCAUUACACCUGUCCUACAGGAAUGGUGUGUCUUUACUAAUCUGAAUAUCUUCAGGGAUCAAUGAUUUUGCAUGACUUGAGAAUUUGUAAUUCCAACUUAAAAAAAAAAAAUUCUGACAGUUUUGCUCAUAUGGUUUACAUUUCCCCUAUCAAAUGACAAUAUGACGUUGUAGUUGUGUCUUGGCUUUUUACAGUGUUCGUCCCUGAUAUGGAAGACUUUUAGCAUAUGCUGUAGAGAUUGGGUGUAAAUUAACUGUCAAACUUAUUUUUAUUUUAAAAGACAGCUCAGUUACUGUAAAGCCAGUUAAUAUUAGUGUUAGUUAAGAAAAGCACUUAAGCAUGUGUUCCGUUUUGAGCUCAUAAAUAAUUAAAUGGCACUUGGAAUUGUUCCUCUUCUCUUUGAAUCUGUUUAUAUUGGGUUUUAUUGAAGAGCUUAAAUUAACAUGCCCAAAUGGCUUGCCAACUUUGAGUUAAAUUUCUUAUUCCCUUUGAGAUAUUUCCUUUGCAGAAACUUCUUUUCUUUCUCUGAAGGCUUUAGUAGAUCACUAAUAAGUAAAAAGAAGGAAAAAAAAAAUGUAGUUUCUUGUAUGUGAAGUAACUGCUGCUAAAAAGCAAAACAAAACCAAAAAACAACCAAAAUGUAGCUGUUGAUUGUAGAUUUAUAUAAUAUAUAUAUUCAGACUAUUUUUAGCAUGUUAAUUUAAAGCUGGUGUGUGUGUAUGUAUGUAUGUUUGUAUUUAUGAAAACCACCAAUUUUACUGUGCCUUGAUUUAAAGAUCUCAGUAUCUGUAAAAAUGUCUAGAACUGACCUGAACGUAUGCAUCCAUUUUCAAUCCUACUAUUUAUCAGUGAGUUAAGAUCUGCCUUGGGUUGUGAUGAUAAAAUAAAAAGUACCUGUGGCACACAGGCGGGUUAUUACUGAGCUAAAUAAUAAUGGUUUGUGAUUUUAUUUUGUUUCUUUGCUAACUAGAUACUCCCAGUGUAAUAUCCUGGUAUGUUGCUCUCUGCUGAUUAACUUCAUGUUUACUUUCUUAAACAAAGCAAAAUUUGAAACUGAAGUUCUUUUACUGCCUAUCUGCAGUAGCAAGGUUAACAGGUGGAUUGUUCAUUGUACUAAUCAGCUCUAAAGUUAUCAUUUAAGUAUAUAUUUUCAGCGAGGUUUUAGAGUUCUGCACUAGAUGACCCCAUGGACUUUGCUAUCAGGAGAGCCACAUUUUGGACCGAACUAUGGACAUUGGUACAGAUAGAAUUAUUUUAGUAUAGACUAUGUGGUAAAGCUUCCAAAGUCCAGAUUGCAUGAACAAUUCAGGUUUGAUAAUGUCAUAUAGAAUUGGCCAAGUUUUUAGUUAUUUCACUUUGUCACCAUCAAGUAUCUUGCUGAUUUUGAUUUUAAGAACAGCUUCCUGUGAAUAGAUGGCUUUAAAAAAGCUGACUGUGAUAAACGUCAUUCCCAUUUCUUUUAUGUUAGAGAAAGCAAAAAGAUAAGUGCUAUUAUAAUAGAAGUAUGAAUUGGCAGUAGUUUUUGACAGAGUGCUCAAGAGCUCUUCUGAUGUUUCAGCUGCAUGUUAAAUGUGCCACAUCUACACAGGGUUUUGCCCAAAAUUUCUACAUGUAGAAAAAAUAAAUACAGAAACACUUUUUUAUGAGUGUUGGUAAUGGGCAGAAAUAAAUGGUAGCUAUCUAUGUUUUUACUUUGCCAAAUUAUUGUUUAGAAGACUGUGGUAUAAUCUUACAGGAAGAAUAUGAAGAAUAAAAGAGCUCUAGAGACUAUUUACAAAAUAAAGCCUGCUUGAGGAUAUGAGAGAUGCACAAUCUACCUGAAGGGUUCAUAUUUGUAUUGCCCACAUGGCGAGGGAAAGCCUAAUUAUAAACUAGAGUAGCAUAAGGGAUGUCUUAAUCACUCCUAUUGAUUUUGCGGAAGAUCCUCAGUGUGGUGAAGGAUUUAGAGAUCACAGAUGAGCAGAGGUAGUGAGGAUAACUCUAGCAGUCACCUUAAAGGCGAAAUUCCAGGUCCUGGACAAGCUGCAAAAGUGUAGUAGCUUUUGCCAGUGGCUCUUGUUUCAGUAAGUGUCGUGGUACCAUGAUUGCCUUUCAUUACAGAGGUGUAGUUCACUCGUACUAGAUUUCAGUGGUCAUUUUUGUUAUAGUAGGCUACUUUUGGAAUAAUAUCUUUUGGUCAUGUGAGCACUUGGGUUUUACUUUAAAUUGCCUUAUGUAUAUAUAUAUAUAUAUAAAAGAUCUUAGGUAACAUGAGCUGUUUGAACAUGAUUUUAUGAACUGUAAAAAGUAAACUAUGUAAUAAUUUAUAAUAAGGUAUUAUAAAAAAAAAUAAAAGAGGUAAUUGCCUGAAAUUUGAAAUAAAA
Messenger RNA from Apus apus (common swift), 3913 nucleotides. It is a transcript of the gene CMAS, whose product is annotated as cytidine monophosphate N-acetylneuraminic acid synthetase. Lineage: Eukaryota; Metazoa; Chordata; Aves; Apodiformes; Apodidae. Gene Ontology annotation, molecular function: N-acylneuraminate cytidylyltransferase activity. The record is from RefSeq and is a predicted model, not a curated record. Bases 17 to 1276 code for a protein of 419 amino acids. The transcript is spliced from 8 exons.